Molecule: messenger RNA, 4938 nt
Organism: Haliotis rufescens (red abalone)
Lineage: Eukaryota; Metazoa; Mollusca; Gastropoda; Lepetellida; Haliotidae
Product: zinc finger protein GLI1-like
Exons: 7
Coding region: 179-1912 (577 amino acids)
Biological process (GO): regulation of transcription by RNA polymerase II
Cellular component (GO): transcription regulator complex; PcG protein complex
Molecular function (GO): DNA-binding transcription factor activity, RNA polymerase II-specific; RNA polymerase II cis-regulatory region sequence-specific DNA binding
Source: RefSeq, a predicted model, not a curated record
UCGAGAUGUGUGAUAUAUAUUAAGACAGUCAUGCUGACACACUCAGACAGGUAGACAGUAAGGUAGGUGUGUGACAAUGUACCUGUGUCGAGAUGUGUGAUAUCUAUUAAGACAGUCGUGCUGACACACUCAGACAGGUAGACAGUAAGACUCGGCAUUCCAUGAGACUUCUGCUUGGAUGCUGCACAUGGAAAGGCUAAUUUCGCAGGCGGUGGAAGCAGUUACAUCGUCACUGUCUCAGACCUCCUCCGAAAAUGUCAGCCCCAUCAAAGUGCCCAUUCCCCACCAUCCCCUCCAUCUGCUGGGCUCAUACGGGGGAGGCAAGAGGUCUGACGACUGCUUUCUUCUUCCAAGUGGUUAUGCAAGGCCAGACGAGCCCAGCGGCUGGUGCACAAGCUUGUCCGGCUCGAGGUCCAGGUUCAAUUCCCCAUAUAGGGAAGAAAUGUCCGAUUCCGUUCCGGGACCAGGCAACCAGGAACAGUCUCAACAGUCCCAAGAUAACUCCUCCGAGCCUUCCACUACAACUAACCGGGAAAAAACAUUCAUCUGUCCGACAUGCCUGAAAGGAUUCCGGAGCAAGCAGCAAUUGAACCAGCAUAGCUUGGUCCACUCGGGAAUCCGAAAGUAUGAGUGCAGCUAUUGCGACAAAGCCUUCAAGCAACUGUCUCAUCUCCAGCAGCAUCAGAGGAUUCAUACAGGAGAAAAACCAUAUCGAUGUAACCAAGAUGGGUGCGACCGAGCAUUUGCCCAAUUGUCCAACCUGCAGCAUCAUCUACGAAACCAUGACGACCAGGUGAAGAAAGCGACCAACAAGCAGUUCAAAUGUGUCAUCUGCCAUCGCAGCUACACCAAUGAGAGCAGCCUCAAGUCACACACACUCAAGAUGCAUAUACACAUUAAGCCUAUAGAGAGUCCGGACGACCUUAAUUCACACAUCAAACAACGAAAGAAGAAAUCAAAAUCGGAACAUUUAUACAACGCUCCAACAAUGGUGCCUACCCACGACCAAAACCAUGAUCGAAGCCUGGGAUCCUUCCCGCUUGCCCUCGGCCUUCAGGAGAGGUCCCGCUUGGACGGACCACCACAUUCGCCUCUCCUUGGUCUCGGGGGCCUGGGACAUUCCGAGGCACUACGGCAUGAUCGCAUGGUCCAGAGUCCCGGAUCCGAUGGACCCCGGAGCCUAGAGAAACACAGUCCCGGAAGUGAAAAGCUCAUGUCGGGGUCUGGAUCCGUGAGUUUCAUCGAACUGGACGAUACCGGGGAGGUGGUGAGCGCUUCCGUCAACAGGCCGCCAGGACAGGGCUUGAACCUGAAUCACAACUUAGGGUUGGACCGAGGCGGGUCCCUCUCUCAAAUCAUGGACAGAACUAGUGCUCAUUUAUUAAACCGCAGUGGUUCCCAUCUGGGGCUAGACCGCCGAAACUUGCAACCGCUGAGCUUGGACCGCAGCCGUGGGCUGAAUCUGGUCAGUCAAGGCAUGAGGAUCCAGGAGUCCUCUGUGUCAUCAAGUUCAUACCAAAGCUCUGUUUGUACAACAUCCCCCAAAUCAGAAGUGACAUAUUCAUCGCCGUUAACGCCAUCUGCAUCGCAUUCACCUAUCUCCCAUCAUUCUGACCGCCUUUUCUCCCAGUCUGUUCAUGAUCUUAAUCGAUCACUGUCCAGCCCAUACCCUCACAUGACCUUGCCAACCGACCGCAACCCGUAUCCAGCUCACGUCAACAACAUCUCCCUGCCCAUGGAUCCAAUGAGCCUGCCGGUGUCGACACAUACAGGCCGGCCCUACCACAGUCAAAUGCAGCUGUCGCCACGCAUGCCACCCAUGUUGUCUCUGCCGACAUCAAGUCACAUGACCUUGCCAACCACCCCACAGAGGAUCCAUGAUUCCAUGUCAUUCUCUCCGCUGGGCAACUGACUAUAGGCCAAGGUCAAGACUCGUGGAAGCUGUACGCUGUAUUGGAGGCAGCAACAAACUGGUAGUGAUUCUCUAUAUUUGAAACAUAGAUGGAACUGCAGACUCACAUCUUUUCAAAGAUGUUUACUUCAAAUAUUUUUUUCUUGCCAUGUAAACAUUUUCACAUCCCAGAUCAGAUCCCUGAAGGAACUAGACCAUGUCAUUUAUUCAUUUCCUUGGUAACAAUCAGAAACUGGCUGAGGUAACACAGAGAAGGAAAUAUAAGGAAGGGAAGAAUUAUUUUAUUGAUGCAAUACAAAUAAAAUCCCGGAACUUAAGGCUACCUAACCUUCCAUUGUGCCAAGAAAUAUUUUGCAUUGCUGGAAUUGACACUGUUUUGAUUAUACCCAUAAAAAGUUCAAAAUUUUAAAAUUUCAAAAAUACAAAACACAUUGUAUCCCUUCAGUUGAAUAAGCAGGUAGAUCUAUAACAAACUUGGUCAAUAAAAGUACGAAAUUUGAUAUAAAACAUCACGAGACAUGAUGAUUUACCAUUUAAAAUGUAUUUCCUGCUCUCAAAGGCAUUGUUUUAUAUGCAAAGAUUAAGAUUACCGUGUGUAUUUUCUCGUAAACUAAGCCGGAAAUAGCAAUCAGCUGUGCACACGUUUCCUCACAAUCUACCGGUGAUUCCGUUAACCUGUGUGGAUGAGGUCCCCCAUGUUCUGCGGGGUGGUCUCUAUCACCAGCAUAAAUGAAUACUUCCUUCAGGGAUUUGGAGAAAAGGCUUUUCAAAGUCUUAUCAUAGAUACUGGAAUUGGUUUAAGAAUUAAUUACCGUUUCCUUUCAUUGAAUGGAACUUCCUGAUGAAAUAUGUAUUAUAUAUCAAUUUAUUUUGUGAGGCGAUGGAAAAACACUUUUUAUUUUCAAACUAUGUGCCAAACUGGUAUUAUUACAGAAUUAAUUAUUGAAAAAGUCAAGUUGUACACUCCUGAGCUUCAAGUUAGGGAGGUUGUUGAGAAACCAAGUCUUGUUGCAUGGUCCAGGGGAGAUAACUCUCCCCACAUUGGCAUCUAGAAUUCUCAAGCUGAUUGUUACUGUUUGAUUUUGUUGGUGAACAGUCUUGUUAUGUUGGUGGUUUGUUUCUGUUACAGUCUAAAACAUGUUUUCUUGGAGGAGACAUUUCUUAAAACAACAUUUGUAUAGACAUGUGAUUUAAAAAUGACAAAAUUGGUUAAAUUCAGAUUACUAGACACAAGAGUAUGAAGAAAUUGUGUAAAAAGUGUCAAAAUAUUCUGUUGUAAUUUUUCAAAAGAUUUUUCUUUUGUAAGUUUAAAAUUCUUCAAAUGCAAAGUCUCUACACCUAAUAAUUGGAAUAUUGGAUUUUGAAAUUAUAUGAAUUAAUUUCACAUUGCAUAUCCAAGUUUGGAGUCCAAAGCAAAGCUGACUGGCCCUUACCAAGGAUAAUGUAAUAAUUUUUGUUUUCAGUGUAUGUACUUGAAAAAUACAUUAUAAAUUUAAUAUUAUUUUUCAGAAGUGUCAUGAAAAAUGACAUUUAGAAGACUUUAUCUAUUCUUAUCCAGUCUUUUAUUUUGGCGAUCCAGUCAACUUUUACCCAGCCCCGAAUAGAGGUUAUCUGAUAUUGUGUAGUGUAUUCAAUACACCAUGAAAUCAACUAUUUGAUGUGUUGUUUUUAUGCAUUUACUGUAAAUAUUUAUUUAUUUGUUUAACCUGGGAUUGCCCUGUAAGGGUCAACGUGUUGAGAUGUGUAUAUAUCAUGAGAGUAGAGAAACAUAUGGUGCGUGCUUAUAUGUAGCUUUGUCAGUUGUCCGAGAAUAGAUAUGUGCUGUUUUGUCAUAAAUAUUAUAUCUAGAUUUUAAAAUUACUCAUUACCAGACAACUUAUUAUAAUAAUACUUUAUUUCAAUUUUUUCAUUGCAGUGUUUCAAUGAUAAUUCUCCUCAAAUUCUUGCACUAUUUUGCACAAAUAGUCACUUGUUUCUUUCUACAGGGUAAAGGAAUUCUGGUGUUGAAUUUUAUUCAAUAUAUGUGAUUAUAUUUUUAAAAACUACAUGUCAUGAGUUGACACAUCACACUGAAAUGGACACUGCUUUAAAAAACAUGUCCAUUAAAAAAAACAUGGGUUAUCUUGCCAAUUAUUCAUAUAUUGCUAUUUAUGUUCAUAUUGAUUUUUUGAUAGCUUCAAGCAAGAAAAUCUAUUUAACUAAAUCAUAAUGCAUGUCAUUCUUCCAUUUAAUGGAAUUAAACAUUGUUUUAUGGCUCUGCAUAGCAGAGAGCGUAAUAUUCUUUUCAUCUUCAAACCGGAUUCACUUUUAAUGUCAAUCCCAAUUUUACCCCCAUACUUUGAAAUAGAAUUAUGGUUGAGUUCAACUAGUAAAUGUUUGAAUCAUGGGGAAGUGUCAUGUAAAAUUGGAUGUUGAUGUCUAACGUAUGUAUUUUAAUCUUUGAUAUUAAAUUUCAUAACUUGAUAUAUGCCUGUAUGGGAUGUUCCUUGUGGCAAAGUGUAAGGGUUUCCUCUGUGCAUUACAUGCCUCAAAUAUUUAUGUUUUGUUAUAGCUUGGAAGCUUCUCCAUGCACAAAUGCAUAUUAUACAAAGCUUUUGCUUGAAGCAACGAUGGAUGUUUUUUGUGGUGCAGGGUAGAAUGCUUGUUAAUCUAGUGUUGUGUAGUGUGAGUAAAUUCAUCUGUGUCUAUUGCCGUGGUGUUGAGGUAGCUUCAUCAAGACUCGUGGUUUAAUGGUUCCACAGACAUCCAUGGAACCCCCAUUCGAGCUGAAAUCAAGAUGUGUUUAUUUUUAAUAGGUAUGAUUAUUAUCUGCGUUUUUAACAUUAUACGAUAUGAUUAUGUUGUUACAAUAUCAACUGUCAGAUUGAUCACUUUUUUAAAAUAGGUAUACACAAUUUUUGGAGAGUUUUUUCACUUACACAUUUAAUGAUUGACAAAUGUUAACCAAUAUUACCAGUAGCAAAUGUAACCUGACAACACCUAUUUGAAUUAUUAUUAUUUAAAAUAGUUACAUGUUGAAUACCUCC